AUAAAUCUCAUUGUUUUAUUUUUUGUAAAUAGUGUGAGAAAACGGAAAAUUUUCUUUUGAGUAUCUUGAAAGAAUUACAAUUUGAAGGAGAUUUUAAAGUUAAAUAAAUCUUUAAUUUAAUUUAUAUUGCAAGUGUACGUUUUUAUUUUUCUGCAAAACAAAAACAUAACCUAAAUUUAGAUGACAUUUGUACUUGACAGGACAAUAUUUUGAUCGAGAGCUAUUUAAAAAUGACGAGAUACACAUUACUAGCUUUUGUUUUGCUGUCUUUAUCGGCCUUCGCGAACACUGAAGACAUCCUAAUGUCUCAAGUGUUCGUCAUUCCAAUUUCCCCUGAUAUUUUUGGUUGGAAUAUGGAAGGUUUUUAUACACGACGAUUUUCUUAUCAAUCAUCACUAUUAAAUUCACCGGAUUUACCGUCGUGGAUUCAUUACGUUUAUAGCGAAAGAGCUCGACAAGGAUAUUUAUAUGGAGUUCCCCCGAGAAAUCAGGAAGACUUUAAAUUGGAAAUCGUUGGCUUGGAUAAAAAAACAUACGAGACAAAAAACAAGAUUCUAGAUUUGAAAAUCAUUGAUAAUGAAAAUCUAACGAAAUAUGAAAUACAAUUGAAAAUAGACAAUCUAAAUGUGGAAGAUAUGUUAGAUUCAAAAAGAAUAGAUGAACUUCUUGAUGUAUUCAGGAAGAAACUUUGGAAAGAAGCCAUAGAUUUACAGCUGACUUUUUUGGCAUCGGCAGUCGAACUUGGUGCUCGAUUGCCACUUCAACCUGGUGAAGGCGAAGGAGUUGUCCUGAGACUCGGUAGUUCUACACCUUUCUCUAAUGAUCUUCAACUUUUGGAAAAUGAAGUGAAACCACUUCGAAAAAAAUCAUCAUGCCCAAGGGAUUAUAAAAGAACGAGUGUGGAAACACAUUUUAGAAGUGCGGAUUUUAUUCUGGAUUGGUGUACAUUUAGAUUGAUUGAAGAAAGUCACGAUUUACAUCAAGAGAGUGCAAGACGAGGACCAAGUAUGAAUGUAAUUGGAAGACCACAAUCGAAUUUAGCGGAAAAUUCCGAAUGGCGCUGGACCCAACCGACAAAAUCUGGUCUUCCAAUUCGAAGUUAUUUCAAAGAAAUAGUUACAACAAUUUUUAUACCUGGAAUUCUACUUCUAAUUCUAUUAGGACUCUUGAGCACAGCCUUAUGUCUUCAUCAUGAAAAAUUGAUUGAUCCAGAAUCAGACAAAUAUUUCCAUGAACUGUUUAAUCUUUUCCUUGAUCAAAAAGAGAUCGCGAGAGAAAAAAAAGAACCAUCUCCAGUGGAGGAGCAUGGAACUAAUGGCGUUCAAAUGGUCCAAUAUGCAACAUCAAGUAAAGGAACAUUAAGAUCACUCUCGGCACAACCCUCAAGUCCAAAUAAUUCUUUGUCUCGAAGUCCAAAAACCUCUGUUGAAAGGACCAACCCGUACAUUAGACCGAACCCUCCCCCUUAUAUGGGACCAAAUAACUUCGUUGGACUUCGAGCUGAUUUCUGACUACACGAGGAGCCAGCAAAGACGUGGUUUUGCUAAAGUUUCAAAUUCAUUACACUGAAUUGUGAGAAAAAAAAAUUCACACCUGAAUCUUUUUUUCUGAAAGACAAAGCAAAAUCAUUUAAUCUGGCUCCGAAUAAGGAAAAAAUCUUUGCGAUACAAUGAUCGCAUUAUAAUUACGGUAAUAACAGAAAAAAAAAUUAUAUUAUACAAAUAAUAAUAAAUAGCAAUUUGUUUAAA
This is a messenger RNA of Leptopilina boulardi, 1748 nucleotides long. It is a transcript of the gene Scgalpha, whose product is annotated as epsilon-sarcoglycan. The transcript has 11 exons. Gene Ontology annotation, cellular component: sarcoglycan complex. The coding region runs from base 231 to 1511 and encodes 426 amino acids. The record is from RefSeq and is a predicted model, not a curated record. NCBI's taxonomy places the organism in Eukaryota, Metazoa, Arthropoda, Insecta, Hymenoptera, Figitidae.